CUGCCAGAAAGAAAGAUGGCGGCGGCGUUGGCUGCGACCGGGCGUCUGCGGCAGGCCCUCCGAGGGGCGCCGGGAUGGAAAAGCCCCUGCUCCCAGACCCGGACCCGCCGCCGUCAACUCUCCUCAAGCCCUCCCCAGCCUUCGGCCUCGGCCGUGCGAACUGCCUUCCUCCACUUCUUCCGGGACCGUCACGGCCACCAGCUAGUGCCCUCUGCUUCCGUACGGCCCCGAAGCGACCCCGGCCUGCUUUUCGUCAAUGCGGGAAUGAACCAGUUCAAACCAAUCUUCUUGGGCACAGUGGACCCUCGAAGUGAGUUGGCACGGUUCCGGCGAGUAGCCAACAGCCAGAAGUGUGUCCGUACAGGAGGGCGGCAUAAUGACUUAGAGGAUGUGGGCCGAGACCUUUCCCACCACACUUUCUUUGAGAUGCUUGGCAACUGGGCAUUUGGAGGUGAAUACUUUAAGGAAGAGGCCUGCAGCAUGGCCUGGGAGCUUCUGACCCAAGUCUACAGGAUUCCCCAGGACAGGCUGUGGGUUACCUACUUUGAUGGUAACCCUCCUGAGGGGCUGGCCCCAGACUUCGAGAGCAGGGAUAUCUGGCUCGGCUUGGGGGUACCUUCUACCCAGGUGCUUCCCUUUGGGUCCCUGGAGAACUUCUGGGAGAUGGGAGAGACAGGACCUUGUGGACCCUGUACUGAAAUUCACUAUGACCUAUCAGGAGGAGUGGGCCCCCCCCAACUGGUAGAACUCUGGAAUCUGGUCUUCAUGCAGUAUAACAGGGAGGCAGACGGAAGCCUGCAACCCCUGCCCCAGCGGCAUGUGGACACUGGCAUGGGCCUGGAAAGGCUGGUGGCUGUGCUGCAGAACAAACAUUCUACCUAUGACACGGAUCUCUUCUCCCCGCUGCUUACGGCUAUACACCAGGGCUGCAGGGCACCCCCAUACCAGGGCCGUGUUGGGGUGGCCGAUGAGGGACGCACAGAUAUGGCAUAUCGUGUUGUGGCAGACCACAUCCGCACCCUGAGUAUCUGUAUGGCCGAUGGUGUUUACCCCGGCAUGUCCGGAGCCUCACUGGUUCUCCGCCAGAUCCUCCGACGAGCGGUCCGCUUCUCCUCAGAGGUUCUGCAGGCGCCCCCGGGCUUCCUGAGCAGCCUGGUGCCCAUCGUCGCAGAGAUGCUGGGAGAUGCCUACCCAGAGCUGCGGAAGAACACAGCCCAGAUUGUCAGCUUGGUUACAGAGGAAGAAAGUGCCUUCCUAUCUUCCCUAGAACGAGGUCGCCGAGUCAUUGAUCGGACCCUGCAGCAGCUCGGCCCCUCUGACCUAUUCCCAGCUGAAAUAGCCUGGUCCUUGUCUGGGAAUCUGGGGCUGCCCCUGGAUCUAAUAGGGCUGAUGCUGGAGGAGAAGAGUGUCCAGCUGGACUUAGCUGGUCUGCAGCAGCUGGCCCAGGAGGAGGCCCAGCGUCGAAGCCAAGCCCAACAGGCUAAGCCGGCGGAAAAAUUGGAAUUGCGCCUGGAUAUCCACGCCCUGGGCCACCUGCAGAAGCAAGGAGUUCCCCCAACGGAUGACUCCUCCAAGUAUAAUUACUCAUUGCUUCCUAAUGGGUGUUACGAAUUUGGAGCCUGUGAAGCUGAGAUAAUACGGUUGUAUAGUCUGGAUGGGGUGGCCGUAGACUCAGCUACAGGGGGCCAACGUUGCGGCCUCCUCCUGGACAAGACUAGCUUUUAUGCUGAGCAAGGGGGCCAGGCCUCUGACCGAGGCUACCUGAUACGCAAAGGGCAACAGGACGUGCUGUUCCCAGUAAUUGGGGCCCAGACUUAUGGGGGUUUCAUUCUGCAUGAGGUGAUAGCCCCUGAAACCUUGAAGGUGGGGGACCGGGUCCAACUGUAUGUGGAUGAGGAAUGGCGUCUGGGCUGCAUGAAGAAACACACAGCCACCCAUUUGCUGAGCUGGGCGCUGCGGCAGGAGCUGGGCCCAGACACAGAGCAGUGUGGUUCCCACCUCAGCCCUGAGAGACUUCGCUUCGAUGUGGCCACCCUAGCUCCACUGACCUCCAAGCAGCUUCAGGCAGUGGAGGAAGCUGUCCGAGAAGCUGUGGGGAGGGAUGAGCCUGUGUACAUGGCUGAGGUGGCUCUGGAACUGACCACCCAAGUUCAAGGCUUACGCUCACUUGAUGAGAUAUACCCUGACCCUGUUCGGGUGGUGUCUGUGGGGGUACCCAUAGCCAAUGCUCUGGCCCCCACCUCCCAGGCUGCACUGCACACCUCCAUAGAACUGUGCUGUGGCACGCACCUGCUUCGCACAGGGGCCAUAGAGGACCUGACUAUUGUGGGGGAACGACAGCUGUCCAAGGGCAUCGUCCGCUUGGUGGCUGUCACUGGGGAGCAGGCCCAGCAGGCCCGUGACAUUGGCCAGAAUCUGGCUCAAGAGGUUGAAGCAGCCGCAGCUCGACUGAGCCAGGAGAAUCAGGAUAUCCGGGAGGCUCAGCGAUUGUCAAAGGAUGUGGGACGGCUCAGUGACACAGUAGACACAGCCGUGAUGCCCCAGUGGCAGCGUCGAGAGCUGCAGGCAGUCCUGAAGAGACUGCAGCGCCGUGCCAACACUGCCGUCCGAAAACUGGAGAUGGGGCUGGCCACAGCAAAAAUGCAGGAGCUACUGGAGAGACACCCUGUGGGGCCCUUCAUUGUGGACACAGUCCCAGCUGAGUCCCUCUCGCUGCUGGUGAAGGUGGUGAAACAGCUGUGUGAACAAGUCCCUGGCACCUCCGUGUUACUGCUCAGUCCCCAGGCCCCAGGGAAGGUCCUGUGUGCCUGUCAGGUGGCUCAGGAUGCAGUUCCCACCUUCACUGCUGAAACCUGGGCAUCAGUGGUGUGUAGCCAUAUGGGAGGCAAGGCCUGGGGCUCCCGAGUAGUGGCACAGGGAGCAGGAAACACUGGUGACGUGGAGGCCGCACUGAACAUUGCCCGAUCCUUUGCCCUCAACCAGCUCUAACCCAGGAGUGAAGAGGAGCUCAGUAGGGCCGGAGCCAGAGGCCUAACGACUAAGAAAGCAGGGAUGGAGACAGAAUCAGGAGCAUAAGAAACGCCACGGCAUAACUCUCUCUUGGUCCUUCAUCUGUGCCAACUUUCCCAUUGUGGGGCAGGGCAGGAGAACUUGGACAGUGACCCUGGGAGGAUCCCCACCUCCCACCCCCCCCCCCACAACCAAGUGAGGAUGAAUCCAUCCAGCCCGAUCCUCAGCCCUGGUUUACAGGAACUCAGUGCUGAAGCUAUGACUGCCUAGUAAAAAGGGCUUUAUUAGGGGGCAGACAGCUUUCAGAAGUUACUAGGAAGGGGAGCAUUCUUUCCUUUGCCCUCCCAUUGCAGACUGCUCAGGGGGCUCAGUAGUGCCUGUGUCUAUCACUUCUGCUUGUUCUUCAGGCCUGGCUGGGGGAGGCGUGGGACUUGGGACUGAGCCUGGCAUCUGAGACCUCUGUCACCACUGAUUGAUGGUCUCUGCAGAUGGCAUCAAACCUGAGCAAGCAACAGGGAUGAGCCCAACCUCCUUGGUCUCCAGACCUAAAAAUGUAAGGGUCUUGAGUCCCUGGUACUCUGGAAGAUUAAACAAUACUUCUGCCCCA
Molecule: messenger RNA, 3616 nt
Organism: Trichosurus vulpecula (common brushtail)
Lineage: Eukaryota; Metazoa; Chordata; Mammalia; Diprotodontia; Phalangeridae
Gene: AARS2
Product: alanyl-tRNA synthetase 2, mitochondrial
Exons: 22
Coding region: 16-2988 (990 amino acids)
Biological process (GO): tRNA modification; alanyl-tRNA aminoacylation
Cellular component (GO): mitochondrion; cytoplasm
Molecular function (GO): nucleic acid binding; ATP binding; alanine-tRNA ligase activity
Source: RefSeq, a predicted model, not a curated record